AUGAAGAAAAACAGCAAAGUCUCUGCACCGGCUGCAGCCAUGAUGUCUCAGCAGGAGCUCUUUUGGGACUCGCUCUACGGGGAUGAUUUGAAAUUGGCGCGUGCCACGGGCUGCAGCUGUGCCGCGGACUUGGAGAGAGAAAAGCAGAAGAAACAGGAGCGCCAAGCAAAGGCUGAUGCUGCUCAGAGACAAAAUUUACGCGAAAACGAAUGGAAGAGGCAGAAGGAAAAAGAAGAAGAAAAAAAGCAAAGGGAAAAGAAUCGAGAGGAGAACAAGUGGAAGAAACAGUUCGAGAUUGCCAAGAAGCAAGCCUUCUCCGAAGGAGUUUUGGAGGCACACGAUUAUGGAGACGGUGUCUACUGGGUUCAGUGCGAAGACAAGAGGUGGCUGGAAGUUCAAGGGGAGUACUACUGCCCCUUGUGCAACAAACAAUUGAACCAAAGUUCGCUGGAGCUCCACAUCAACUCCGAUGCGCACAAGAAAAAAGUGGCCUGGAGUUUGGGUCCUAGCGGCCCUGGCGCCCAUUCCGCGCCCUCGAUGCCAGCGGCACCACGUGCGGCUGUCAUCAACACGGCAGUGGUGAAGCGGGACGCACCAGCAGCGAUGGCGGAGUGGCAAACCAUGGGGCCUGAUGGCUUGGUGCGGUGCAUUCCUUGCAACAAAGUGGUGGAUGACAACCACAUCAGCAGCGGAGACCACAUCCGACGCCUUGAAAGUUGGCUGGCUCACGAGCAGCUCAAGAAGACAGGCUAUGCAGCACCCACCUUGGAGUACUUGGCUUAUGUGCCGAGCGUCGCAGGGGACGACACCUCGGAGCGUUGGCUGAAAUGCUUGCUCUGUGGGAAGUUUGUACAAGACGAGACCUCCCAUUCUGGCACUAAAGAGAACCCACAAGGCUCCGUCCAGCACAAGAAGAACUUGACCAACUAUGUGGGCACAGCAUGGUAUCAAGACAAUGUGAUCAAGGAGAGGCUGAAGUGGCAUCCCGCCCCCACGGUUCGCUGCAAGCCAGUUCCCAAGCCUGCGGCCUCGCCUGCACCUUGGGCCGCCGCCCCAGCCCCGGCCUCCUACUGUGGGGGUCGUGCCCCUGCAGCGCCCGCGGCCAAUGCGCAGCCUGCGUGGAUGAGGGACGACCCACCGGCAGCCACGCAGCGGGUCUAUGAUCCAUGGCAAGAUGAGGAGGACACGAAGACCACACAGGUUCCGUAUCCUUCAUCUUCAGAGACCAGACUUCCCUCAGCUGAUGCGGCUGCGGAAGGGGAAGGCGAAGAAUUUGAAUGCUGA
Messenger RNA from Cladocopium goreaui, 1284 nucleotides. Lineage: Eukaryota; Dinophyceae; Suessiales; Symbiodiniaceae. The record is from the annotation of a GenBank genome assembly.